CGUUAGUGACAACUGACAACGUCAGUUAGUCAACAUUACGAUUUCGCGUUAUAACAACAAAGCCUAUCUUGGAUAGGCAGCAAUGUCCUAAUUCCAACUUUAAAAAUGCUUGAAGAAAUUUCCAGUUCAUAUUUGGCAAAAAUUAGUGAUUUGUUAGGUACUACCGAGCCUGCUUUAAAAUUGCUAUUGACUGUUCUUGGUGGUUACCCUUUGGCCUUAAUAUAUAGAAAAUAUGUGUACGGUAAAGAUGCAUAUUUGCAACACAUAUAUUUCAUUCUCACUGGAUUCCUUUUGGGAUACUGGAACUAUGGCAUGGAUAUGUUCCACUGCGUGUUCACAAUUUUCUUCACAUACUGCACAUUAUUAAUACUUAAAGGCACUAUGCUAUGCGUGGCUGUGACAUUUAUCUUCAAUAUGUCAUAUUUAUUAAUAGGUUAUUUUUACACCAGUACCGAUACUUAUGAUAUAAUUUGGACUAUGCCCCAGUGCAUUUUAGCACUACGAUUAAUUGGGACAGCUUAUGACUAUUACGACGGACAUCAGCCACACGAUAAAUUAUCUGCUGAUAGUAAAAAAGUGGCCCUGGUCAAGAGGCCGGAGCUUCUGGAAAUAUUUGGGCAUAGUUUCUUCCCGGCGGCAUGUUUGAUUGGGCCGCAGUUCCCAAUGAAAAGGUACCAGGAAUUUGUAGCGGGCAACUACGGCAAAAAGGAUGCUCCUAAUUGUCCGCCAGACUCGGUAGAUGCCGCUGUAAAGAGGUUUACUCUUGGCGUCGUAUACCUUGCAAUUUUCCAAGUAUUUGGAAUGUUUGUCUCUGAUGAAUACCUUUUGACUGAUCAGUUUCAAAAUUUAAGUUUCUUUAGAAAAAUGUUGCUGCUCGGUAUUUGGGGACGGUACACCUUAUAUAAAUAUAUAUCUUGUUGGCUCAUCGCAGAGGGCGCUUGUAUUUUAUUUGGGAUAACCUACACCGGCGAGAACGAACACGGCGAGGCGCAGUGGAACGGAUUGGAAAAUAUUAAAAUUUCCAUUUUCGAAAAUACCACCGAGUUCAACCACUACAUCCAGUCCUUCAACGUUAACACAAACCACUGGGUGGCGCACUACGUCUACAAAAGGUUGAAGUUUUUGGGCAACCGUCAAAUCAGUCAGCUUGCGGCUUUGCUGUUUUUGUCAGUGUGGCACGGGUUGCACAGUGGCUACUACGUCUGCUUCUUCUUCGAGUUCUUGGUGAUACACAUGGAGAGGGAUAUAAAAUCGAUAGUAAAGAGCAACGCAAAGCUGUCCCAAUUCUUCAGUUCCCCGAAGGUGCAGUUGCCUUUACAGAUACUUUUAAGGGUUUAUACCUUCGUCUUUAUGGGUUGGUGUCUGCUGCCAUUCAGCCUGCUGCAGUUCGACCGGUACUGGAAAGCGUUUCGUAACGUAAAUUGCGUAGGGAUUAUCUUGUUCGGGUUGUGGCCCGUGGUGUAUUCUCCGAUUUUGAGAUUCGCUUUGAAAGGGGCGAAACGGGAUUAAAGUUUCGACAGCUUAUUUUGUACCUCACGAGCUCAACUUACGCAAUCGAUCGACACAUUUUAACCAGGUUCUAAUUUUGAAGGUACAAAAGAUUAAAUUUAAUAAUAUUUGCUGUUAUAUAUUAUAGAUCGAAUAUCAAAAUUUUAAUAUAACCGUUUGGAGGUAUUUUUUAGCGUCCGCUAAUAAUUUAUAUAAAAAAAAUGUCCACCUUGUGCGAAUAUUAAGGAAGCGGUGCACGGAGGUGUAAAGCUUUUUUAAUGGUAUCGUCAUCUAAUAGAAUCACGUUAAUACAUAUUUUUUAUAAUAUUGUACUUAAUUAUAGGAAAUUAUUUGAAACGUUUGACUUUUAUUUGAGGCACAAUUUAUUUAAUUUUUAUCUUAGAUAACGCGAAUAAUUUAUUAUAGCAAAUUUUUUAAUAAACUUUUAU
Molecule: messenger RNA, 1937 nt
Organism: Anoplophora glabripennis (Asian longhorned beetle)
Lineage: Eukaryota; Metazoa; Arthropoda; Insecta; Coleoptera; Cerambycidae
Gene: nes
Product: lysophospholipid acyltransferase 5
Exons: 7
Coding region: 106-1509 (467 amino acids)
Biological process (GO): phosphatidylcholine biosynthetic process; lipid modification
Cellular component (GO): membrane
Molecular function (GO): lysophospholipid acyltransferase activity; 1-acylglycerophosphocholine O-acyltransferase activity
Source: RefSeq, a predicted model, not a curated record